Messenger RNA from Capronia epimyces CBS 606.96, 2655 nucleotides. RefSeq lists its product as uncharacterized. The transcript has a single exon. NCBI's taxonomy places the organism in Eukaryota, Fungi, Ascomycota, Eurotiomycetes, Chaetothyriales, Herpotrichiellaceae. The record is from RefSeq and is a predicted model, not a curated record. The coding region runs from base 1 to 2655 and encodes 884 amino acids.
AUGGGUUCGCCCUCGAAAGCGCCGCCCACACGGAUAAUGACCAGACCCUCCCCAUACAGGAAACAAGUCAGACCAAAGGACGACUCCACUGACUCUCUACCAUUACCUGUUGCUGCGGACAAUGGUGGGCGGAUGCUAAUGCCAACGCCUCACCAGACCCGAAGCCGAUCGCCCCAGAAGAAGCCUAUGCAACCCCAGCAGCCCAGCAACAGGGCCAGAGAAAAAGCUAGAGCCCAGACGACAGACUACGAAGAUGGAGAAAAUGAAGUCGGAGAUAUUGUCCACGUCAGGUACCCGGGGCUCUCGGAUGACACACAAAGUCCAAGGGCCAAUUCGUCGGAAGCAGCACGGCUGACCCUUAAGGAACCAAACAUCCGCAAGACGCCACUCAAGACUCCGUCCUCCAAACUCAUGACACCCGCUCCCAAACGCAAGAUUAGCCCGAACAAGAAGCUUUCUCCUGAAAGCUACAUAGGCGGAAAGACGCGGAGUCAGGUUGUUGCUUCCCAAGGACGAGGAUCUCCAGAGGCCGCAGCAGGAAGCUCUAGGCCGCCACUCAGAGUUUCGGCGCCCUCUACCACUCCACCAGCUGAAAGAAGCUUCUCAAAACGCCCUGCUCCAGAAGAUGACGCUGCUGGUCUUGCGGCUUCUUUUCCGAAACGUGUUCGAAUACAAGAACCUGCUUCCUUGCCCCAACCAUCCUCAUUCCAGGCUACUAGUCUGGAAGGAGACUUUCGAUUCUCUAAUAGUGGCCAGAAUGAAAGCUCAGUGGACAGCGGCGAGCUCCUUCAGAUCGAACAAGCGGAUGAGUUGCUCCAAGAUGUCCUUGCUCAACCCAGGGCCUUGGGACUGGAUCAGAUAUCAGCUCUUUUCGUCCGGUUGCAGGAAAAGAGUUUCCGUUUCUCUCAACGGCGUUUUGACCACGAACUUACAGCGGACCAGAAGGCUGCGUGGCCAUUGCAUCUCUUAUCAACGCAGUAUAAGCCGUUGAUGCUAAUGACGCAGUUCAUUGCCGAUGGCAGUCGCUACGGCUGGCACAACUUCUUCACCAAGCGAGAGCACCGAGUUCCUCUGAUACAUGGCAUCAUUGGUGAAUGGUUCAAACAUCGGAUUUUCAACCACACGGCCUUUGGGGCCCCAGAAGAUAUACAAGAACAACUCGAGGCUGUUGACCGUGAGUAUAUCCAAUAUGACGCUUUUGUUCGCAGUAAGAAGCGCGCAGAGGUCCUGGAAUCGCUGAAAUUCGGCUACGGCAACAACGAUGAUAACCACGACCGCCCGUACUUUCCAGAUCAACAUGCCAGCAAUACGGAUAAGGCGUCACUCGAGUUGGCUGACCAUCUAAUGCAGCUCAUCGAACCCCUGCUCCCACCUCAGUCGGGCAAGUCGCAUUGGCUUGGAGUAGAAAUGGAACAGGAUGAUGCUACUUCCUUGCAUUUUACUAUCUUCGUUGAGCUUGUGGAGUUGAUUCUGACGGCGGCAACUCUACAUUUCUGCAUCCGCCUGACAGGACUCAAUGGGACGAUUGUCCGCAUUGCUCCGCAUGUCGCCAAGGGAAGCAUCUACGACAUCUCUCAGGACACAAACAACAUCUGCGUGAACGCUAAUUUUUGCAAUUCGACAAAAUCACGGUCGGCUGGUGCCCGAGAUGCGUUGCAAGUGAAGAUGACUUGCUGGGGAAGAGUCGAGGCUGUAACCCCCCACGGGCCAAAUCGACUGGAAUUGGAGGGUCGGCAACAGCAGGUUCGAGAAACGCUCGGAAGUAGAGCUGAAUUAUCCUGGCGUGAGGUUGAAGACCAAGUGUUCCCUGUCCUCCCCUAUGAUUUGCAGGAAGACGACGCCGGUAGAGCUGCGGCGGAGAAGGAGAUACCUGUCCGAGGCACAGAGUGGAGUAUCAGCAUUGCCAAAGCUGCCGCAAAAGAGGCCAGAGAACACACCUUUGGGAAGAGGCGAGGAAGCGCUGAUACCGAGGAUGAAUCUUCGUUCUCGUCUUCUGAAGACGAAGCCAGAGCUCGACCAUCCAAACCCCUUCGCGGGUCCUUUGUCGUGGUCUACCCUAACGUCGCCCCGGCCAAUGUUUACUGUGUAUGGACCAACGACACAACUAAACACACUCAAACGCUGGAAGAAGCCGUCAACGAAGCUCGCAGAGCCAAGGGCAUGUACUACAGACUCGAAGACCUCGGCACGCACACCGUCAACCUGGCACUUGAGUACCGUGCGUACGAGUGGGCAAUAGCAACGGGCUUGAUCGGCGGACUGACCGGCGGGAUUCUGCUGUCUGCCGUGGCCCGGCGAGUGGUUAGCCUUAGCCAUAGCCUUCCGCUGGACAGCAUACGGACAUAUUUCGUCCAACUGGUCAGGGACAUCCGCAACGGCGUGCCUCUGUCCCUUUCCAAGGCCCUAGGCGCCCAAUACUUCUCCACGCUCGGCAACGCGCUCAAACAGUCCGGCGCGCGGGUCAAGACAGCCCUGGACUUUCCUUCCUUGGUCGAUCGUCUGCGAUUGACGGCGUCGCCUGCUGUACCGGAGACGACGAUCCUGACAUCGACCGUCACGGGCUGGACGACAGUGACUGUUCAACCAACCUUACAGAACAUAUAUGAGCCCUCGCCACCUCUACUUGUGUAUAGCACAGCCACUCUCGAACAGUGA